AUGUCAUCUUCAAAACAAAGAAUUCAGAUUGUACGAAACCCAGUGCUAGCCACUAAAAAGACUCCAGAACAAAGAUAUUGGAGAUCGUUUGGCAAUACUCAAUUGGUAAAAGAACAUAAUGCUAUCACACAUAUUACAUUCAAUCCUGCCUCACCUCAUGACAUUGCUGUGACUUCUUCCACAAGAAUCCAAGUUUUUUCAUCAAAGACCAGACAAGUGGUGAAGACUUUUUCAAGAUUUAAAGAAACUGCUUACAGUGGGGAGUAUAGAUAUGAUGGUAAGCUAUUGGUUGCCGGUGACUCGAGUGGGUUAGUGCAAAUAUUCGAUGCUCAAAACCCAAGAACGUUACUUGUUUCCAUACAAGCGUCAUCUUAUCCAACACACGUUACCAAGUUCCAUCCUCUGAUUUCCACCAGUUUAUUCACGGCGUCUGACGACAAGAUUGGGAAGAUUUACGAUAUUUCUCAGUCUCAGCAACCAUUGCUAACAUUAGGAGGGCACGAAGAUUAUAUUAGAUCCGGGACGUUCAUUAAAGACCAACCUAAUUUGAUCGCCACUGGGUGUUAUGAUGGAUACAUACGAGUUUUCGACACAAGAAUUGACAGUGCAGAGACUCCAAUUUUGAAAUUCAACCACGAUGCCCCAGUAGAGGAUAUUUUGUCGAUCAAUGAAACCAGUAUUGUCAGUGGUGGUUCCAAUUAUAUCAAGGUUUGGGAUUUGCCUAGUAAUAAAUUGACCAAGAAACUUUCAAAUUUCUCUAAAACCGUGACUACUUUAUCGAUGUCUGGGGACAGAAGCUUGUUAGCUGGUUCUCUUGAUGGCCAUGUGAAAAUAUAUGACACUUCUGAAGUGAACUGGCAAGUGAAGUUUGGAUGGAAGUUUGGAUCAGGGGUGUUGAGUUGUGGAGUGUCGCCUGAUUCCAAACAUUUUGUUGCCGGGUUAACUUCGGGGCUUUUGUCAAUUCGUACCAAAAAAGUUGGUAAACCCCAGCCAAAGAAAGGGGAAUUGAAGCAAGAAAAGUCUAGAGCCUAUGCUAAGAUGCUUCGUGGGUCCGAGUACCAUGGUCAAUAUGAGCAUCGGAUCAUCAACGAUGGGGCAAACAAUGCUAAGAAACCACAAAAGUACGAGAAAUUGUUGAAUAGCUUCCAAUGGUCAGAGGCAUUUGACAUGGCGUUUCAAUCGGGGAUUGCCAAGGAUAUUACCCUUAGUAUUUUGGAAGAAUUGAAGAAGCUAGGGAAGAUUCACAUUGCGUUGAGCAAAAGAGAGGAUAGAUCAUUGGAGCCAUUUUUGUCUUGGAGUAUCAAGCAUUUGGACGAUAUCAAGUGUUUUGAUAUCGUUGUUGACUACUUGAUGAUUGUGAUUGCUGAGUACGGCAGUCUUGUGGAGAAGAGUUUGUUGAUGGAGGAGUUGUUUAGUGGGUUGAAGAGAAAAGUGGAUGUGGAGAUUGAGAAGAGUAAGGAGGCGAACAAGAUUUCGGGGAUGUUACAGUUGCUUACAUCGUAG
Molecule: messenger RNA, 1503 nt
Organism: Saccharomycopsis crataegensis
Lineage: Eukaryota; Fungi; Ascomycota; Saccharomycetes; Ascoideales; Saccharomycopsidaceae
Gene: UTP15
Product: snoRNA-binding rRNA-processing protein UTP15
Exons: 1
Coding region: 1-1503 (500 amino acids)
Biological process (GO): rRNA processing; positive regulation of transcription by RNA polymerase I
Cellular component (GO): nucleolus
Molecular function (GO): protein binding
Source: RefSeq, a predicted model, not a curated record